CUCCACCACGAAUCAAUUGGCAACCCAAGAAGCAAUUGACCACGCGUACCUGUUAGAAAUAGCAUAUACGCUUCACAAUUUAUCUUAACAACCUUCGGCAAUGUCCUUCAGAGCUCCUAUCCGACGUAUUGCCCUCGCCAGGCCUGCUUUGGCUGCGCGGGGCUUCCACUCAACCCCUCGUGCUUUUGUCCGCGUGGGCCAAGAGAUUCCUAACCUUGACGUCCUUCUGGAGGACUCGCCCGGUAACAAAGUCAAUCUCGCGGAGGAGUUCAAGUCAGCCAAUGGAUACAUCGUCGGCGUUCCUGCUGCCUUCUCCGGAACGUGCUCCAGCAAGCACAUCCCCUCUUACAUCAACCACCCCAAGCUCAAGCAGGCUGGCCAGGUCUUUGUUGUAUCUGUCAAUGAUCCGUUUGUCAUGAAGGCUUGGAGCGAGCAGCUCGACCCCGCCAAGCAGACCGGUAUCCGAUUCCUUGGUGACCCUACUGGUGAGUUCACUAAGGCCCUGGACCUUGGCUUCGAGGCGUACGAGGUCUUUGGUGGUAUGCGAGGAAAGCGAUAUGCCCUCAAGGUGGAGGAUGGCAAGGUCAGCAAGGCGUACGUGGAGCCUGACAAUACUGGUAGCGCUGUCUCCAUGGCAGAGCAAGUGCUCGACUAGAUUAGCCUAUCUCUAUAAAUCUGGGUGCAGUGUCCUGUAGGCGUUGUCUCAAACACCUUGAGAGCAUCUCGUGAUCCAAAUAUAUCACUAUAGUACUCAUAGGGAUUCAUAUCUCAAUCACCCAAGUUCUUUUGACUUUGAC
Messenger RNA from Fusarium oxysporum Fo47, 797 nucleotides. RefSeq names its product Redoxin. NCBI's taxonomy places the organism in Eukaryota, Fungi, Ascomycota, Sordariomycetes, Hypocreales, Nectriaceae. The coding region runs from base 101 to 655 and encodes 184 amino acids. Gene Ontology annotation, cellular component: cytoplasm; cytosol; mitochondrion. The transcript has 4 exons. The record is from RefSeq and is a predicted model, not a curated record. Gene Ontology annotation, biological process: hydrogen peroxide catabolic process; cell redox homeostasis; cellular response to oxidative stress. Gene Ontology annotation, molecular function: thioredoxin peroxidase activity.